AAAAGCAGAAGAGCCUGCAUCUGCCAGGAACAGCUUGCCAAACACAGUGUGUCCAUCCCGCCCGUCCCUUCGCGAACGGGAGGGGAUCAACCAGCUGCCCGGGUGUGGAAAUACUUGUCAAACCCCCGUCUCUUUUCCCUUUUGGAUCUUCAUGUCUGGUUGCUUUCUUACAGCCUUUGACCCCCACCAUGGCCUCUAAUCUAAAAGUCAUCUUCCUGUUUCUUUGGUUGCUUCAGUGUGGAGGGGGAAAUGUUGAUGUUCAGCAGAAACCUCCAAUCCAGGUUGCGCUGCUCAAGGAAGGAAUAUCCAUCCCCUGUAAAGUCAUCUUUCCUUACAUGCCGAGAUACACCAGAUUUUCGAUCUUCUAUUACUGGAUUAAUUCACUGGGCCAGAAAACAUCCAUCUAUAGUAGGUCGGAAAAGGUAGAAAUCCCUUCUGGAAAAGAGAAUAAGACUGCUGUCAUACCUUAUAACCACAGAAUCAUGCCACUUGAAAACACCUCUUCUACUGGCACAUACUACUGUGAGGUCAAAUGGAAUGACAUCCAGAAGAUGGGAAAGGGAGUGUUUGUCCUUGCUAGAGGUACAGGGUACAUACAGACCUCUUAUGGGUGGCAAAUCCUCAUUACAGUAACUACUCUUCUUGUUGCUUUGAGCAUCACCGCAACAGCUCUGCUUCUGUGGAAAAGAAAGGUGUUGUGCCCUGUAAAGAACCAGCUAAAUAUCCGGAGACAGAAGGUGGAAACGCAGCCUCCUUCAGCCAGCCCACCACCACCAUCUCCUGUCUAUGAUUGCCUGGAUUCUCAGCAAGUUGAUGUCUAUUCUACCCUCAAGAACAACACAAACAACCAGUCACUCAAAAAUAGUCCUCCAGGAAAGACACCUAAGAAGCAAGCAACUCUAGAAGAAUCCUCUGAUACACUGUAUGAGAAUAUCUAAGAGGCAAAAUCUGACCCUAUGUGGACCAGAGAGCUUUCUGUACGGCAGAACUACUCUCUUACACCCCCAGUUCUCUGCAGAGAUCCACAGCAACCUCAGGGCACAACCACAAGGGACUUGUGAAUCCCUGGCUCAUUCUAAACUGCCCUUCAUUAACAACAGAAUGCAUCUGUUCAAAUCCCACCUAGGCUCAGUCUGCAUUGAUGCAGCAAAGCUAUUUUGCAGCAAAGCCGUUCGAUGCAAAAGAAAAGCUGCUUUUGUCAGGCACUCACAUGUAUUUUAUGUAUGCAGAUGGGAUCUGUGCAGGUUUCUCUCACCUGGCCUGGCUGAAAUACUUAAAUCUCGUUCCUCUGUAAAUGAUAGGACAAUCCAGAGACCUCCCUGCUUCCUGGCUUGAUCUUCCAAUCCUGACCUGCAGCGGUCCAUCUGAUCCUGUGCCUACGGCUUUCCUGACAUGGCCAACAGGCCUUCAUGCAUAGUUUAACCGAGAUCCAAGCCUCCACCUGCCCAUUUUUCCUUUCUCAGGAACCCCACAGUGAAACAUGCUUUCUCAUAAUCUGCUAAUCCCAUCAAGUAGUCACAGAUGCCUGCUGUGGCCAUACUCAGUCGACUCAAAUCAGUGCCUCCAAGUAAAUGCUUUCCCUUCAGCAAUAUCAGCAGUAUACAGUGAGGACUGGAUGCACAGACAGAGAUAAAGAUGGAGAAAAGGAAAACAGAGGAAAUAUCCCUGCCUGGCAACACGUCUCAGUGGCAGUGCUUUUUCCAGAACAAGGGAAAGGAACAAGGAGGUGGGGACCCGAGGAAACUCCCUUGCUGGGGCUGUGUAAAGCCAAGCGGAUCUGGGGCCAGGUUGCAGCCCAGAGAAGUUCAAUCCAAUUUCCUGUUCUUCUUGGCAAGGGGCAGUGUUAUUGCUUGGGAUUUUGAGCCUCUGUGCAAAUAGGCAUGUACCCCUGCCCCACCAAAACCAGUAAGUUUGCUUUUGUUUCAACUCGCCAGUAUUUCCCAGAAAGGGUAUAAGGCUCCUUUACCCCCAUCCCUACACAUUUUUUGGCCAGGUAGACCAGUUCUGAAACCUAGAAUGACUGGAGGGAGGAGGGACACCCUAGAGGUGAAUUUUCUGUCUAAGCUUUUCUCUGUCCUGUCGGCUGGAACUUGCCUACCAUUUGUGCUGAUGCAUAUUCUAGUUCUGAUGGGGAAGAGUUUACAUUAAAUAUCCAUAUAACAUGAUCAAACUAGUGGAUCAAAAAGCUGAAGCUGUUUUAUCUCAGAUUAAAAACCAACAAAACAACAACCAAACAGAACAAACCCAAAAUAAGAAUAUGCAGCAUAACUUGAGAGAAAUCAUAGAAACCUCUUUAAAGAAGAAGAUCAAAUUAAAAUUGAGCUCCAGGGUCAUAGGACGCUCUCUACUUGAAGAUAAUGCUGCUAUGCAUCAGAGAUAGAGGCUAUGGAAAAUGUCUCCGGGGCCUCCAGCCUUCCUAUACUAUGUUUAAAGAGAUAAUCCGCUUAUUGCUUUGCUCUUUUUAUUACAAGAGAUUUCAAACAUGCAAUUUGGACUUUCUUUAACCACAGGAAAAUGCUUGUUCUCUUCCCAGUGUUGAGGAAUUCAUUUCAGAAAGAGCAAUGAAUCGACAGCAUGGCCUAUUAGACCCCUUUUCCAUUUGUUACAUGGUUGUGACAAUUAUAAAUAUUUUUGAAGUAAAAAAACUUGGUGUUUACUAAUAGGACCAGAAAAUACUUGUGUUCAUAGAAGAGUUUACAGAGAACUGUACAAGUAUAACAAGGAUUGUACAAAUAUAACAAUUCCUUCCUUAACGAAUUUGAAGAAAUGAUGAGAUGAAUUAUAAAUGUGUUGCAGUAUGGCAAUAAAAUAUUCAGCAGAAGCUGGUGGGUUAGAUGUAAAGUAAAAACUUUCAAAAUAA
Falco peregrinus (peregrine falcon) is the source of this 2860-nucleotide messenger RNA. RefSeq names its product NFAT activating protein with ITAM motif 1 (gene NFAM1). The coding region runs from base 189 to 938 and encodes 249 amino acids. Gene Ontology annotation, cellular component: membrane raft. The transcript has 6 exons. Gene Ontology annotation, biological process: B cell receptor signaling pathway; positive regulation of cytokine production; regulation of B cell differentiation. The record is from RefSeq and is a predicted model, not a curated record. Gene Ontology annotation, molecular function: transmembrane signaling receptor activity. Lineage: Eukaryota; Metazoa; Chordata; Aves; Falconiformes; Falconidae.